AUGCCUGCGCCCCCCGCAGCUGGCCUUGGGCUUCCGCGCUCGGCUCCGUGGUUGCGGUCGGGAGUGUGCGGAAGCCUGUGCUGCUUGUCUUCUGGGGGCGGGGGAGUGUCGUCCGAAGGAAUGCCAGAGGUCCCCGCGAGCUCGCGGGCCUGGGGGCACCUGUGCUCCGCGGGGGCUGCGCCAGGGACACGGCCCAGGAAGUUUUCUAGAGCCCGGAGGAGCCUGGUGAGGGGGGCGCGGGAUGCUGCGGAUUCCCCGGGACCCACACCCAGUCGUCUCCGUCUGUUCAUCCGCCUCCUGAGGGUGAUCCCCGGGUACCUGGAGGCGUCCAAUAAAAGAAAUCGGGGGUGUGGGGGGGCACGCUUCGGUUGCCAGCCCCGUGCAGACAAGAGGCGCCCCCAAGGCCAAUCGCGGUUAGGGGCGGGGGAUGCUCGGACCUGUAUCCUCGCAAACCCCGAGGCCGCGCGCACUGGGCCGGGCGCCCCCCGCACGCUCGGGGCGCGCGGGCCAGCAGCACCUCCUGGGACCAGUCCCCUCAUUGGACCAAAGGCUUUGGGAAAAAGCAGAGGCGCCUCAAACGCACAACCUGGGCUAAGUAACCACGCACGCUCGCGGUGCCCUGACCUCCGGGUCAAGGGCGCGGUCGGUGGGUCCGUGGCGCUGCGGUUCAGGGCCGCCAGCCGCGCGCAGCGGAUGCUCGGGGACCGGGAUGCCAGCGUUGGGCGGUGCCACGAAUUUUCUUCUUUCUCUCGUUUCGAGCUAAAUUCUCCUCCCAACCAGAGGCCAAAAGUCCCCGGAGAUGAAAGCAAAGAGUCUCACAAUUCCAGAUACCAAACUGCUCAGUCCGGGGACAAAUCAAGGGCUGGCCCGUGUGGGCGUGCAGAGCCCAGAGCCCGCCGCGCAGCUCCAGCGGGCGCCGGGCAGCCAGCAGCUCCCGAGAGGCGGCGAGGAGGGCGUCGCCGGCCUCCGCGGAGGAGAUGCUCCGAGGCGCGCGCGCCCAGGUGGCCCGACCACCUGGGGCCUAAUGAGGGCUGCGGGGAUGUCCGGGGCGGGUGCGCGCUGGUGGGCGCAGCGGGCGCCGCCUGGGAAGUGCGGGAGGCUGAGCGCGGCGCCCUGGCCAGGCGCACCCUGGGCCCGGCCUCGGGAUGCGGGCGACCCCGCAAUGACAGGAACGCACCUGGGCCCCAGAACUGUGGUCCUGAGCGCUGGGACUUGGGCUACCUGCACUACAAUGAGGAUAGUACUGUGACAUAUGCUGGCACUCAAGGAUUUUGGUCACAUACAUAUGGAAGGGACUUGGACUGUGAGCCCAAGGACGAGGAAGGUCCUUUGCAGUCCCUUAAGGAAGACGAUGGGAGUGGAAUUGCCUUGGAUGCUUUCUAUCUUCAAUCACUUAUUAUUGACGCAUGCCAUGAUAAAGGAUUUCAGAAAAUAAAGGAAUAUCUUCAACAGAGAGCAAGCCACAUUCCUCAAAAAUACAAUCAUCUUGUAUUCUCUCAUCUUGAUGAAUCAAUAAAUAAGGAACUGGAGAAAAAUGAAUUUCCGUAUGUUUCGCUGUUGCUGAAAUGUAUUCAGCGAUUCUUCAUUGAUGGCCUCAAAGAAGAUGAGCCUUUGCUAAUUCAGCAGGGACUGAUCCCAAAGAUGGUUUCCUGGUUUGAAAAAACAACACAAUUUCUGACCACGGCAGAUCCAGCACCUGACACAUCCCUGAUUGAUGUUACAGAAGACUUCUUUGACACAGCCUUGAUUAUUUCCAGGAGUAGUAGUAAAGGGAAAAUUCAGAUGUUGGAUUCUUUCAUACUUGCCUUAGGAUUUCUGGUGACAGAAAAGACUGUAAAUCAUUCGGUCAAACAGGAGGCUUUGAAAACUUUGAACUCCCUUUUGCAUGCCAUGCCUCAGGAAGAGAGAAGACGAUUCCCCUUGUUGGAAGGUCCAUAUCGUUUUAUGAAAGACCUUGCAGGAACAAUCUUGACUGUGGGUGAUUAUGACCAGCAAGUUGCUCUUUCUGAAGCAUUGUGUAGACUGACCUUGAAAAAAUCAAGGGGUGACCUUGUCCAUGAGUGGUUUGAAGAUGAUGUCAUUGCUGAAGCUUUCAAAGAAAUUAAGGAUCGAGAAUUUGAGACGGAUUGUAGACUGUUUCUCAAUCACCUAAACAACAGACUUGGUGAUGAAAGAAAGGUCUUUUCAUUUCCAUGUAUUGCUGCUUUUGCUGAUGGGCAUGAGAUGAAAAAACCAGAAGAUGAAAAACUAGAGAAAUUUUGGAUUGAUUUCAACCUCGGAAGUCAGAGUAUAACUUUUUAUAUAAACAAUACUAAGAGUGCUCUGUGGGAUUCAGUAAGACUUUUGAAGGACGCAGUGAAUAAUUUCAGUGUAAGAGAAACAGAAAAUAUGAAGAUCCUCAUCAUUUUCCUCAAGAAGCCUAUUAAUGUUGGCAACAAAGAAGUGAUGAAAAUAGAAAUCCAUUUUGAUUUGCAAUUCAACAUAUCACAGACUUCCAUUAAAGCUUUAGGAGAAGACAAACAGAUGUUGCCCCAUCAGACAAGAAGCUUCUCAGAACUUUCUGACCAAACAGAGGACUCCACCAGGCUGGCAGAGUUAAUGAGUGCCGGAAAUGACCACAGCCCAAUAACUCUCCCCUUAAAUGACCAGCCUGAGCCUGUCCAAACAAAUACAGCAGAUAGUUCACCUGAAAAAUUGAUACUGGAUGACCUACAACAAGUCACUUCAGAACAUGAACAUUCUUCAGAUUUACAAGAACCGUCAGUAAGAAGUCCGAAUCCUAAAUUAAAUGACAAAUCUAGGACAGAUUCUGCUUCCGAGGGUGAGAGAAAACGAAAAACAAGGAUAUUGUUUAAUUAUAGGAAACACCUCUUCUCGGAUAGUAAUCAAGAUUCGAGUACUAGUACCAGUGAACGAUCUUGGACCAGUAACCAAAAAAAGAAAUCCCUAAAACCGUAUUCUAGUAGAAAAAAGACAAGAACCAGAAAUAGUGUAAGACUUUUGCUAUUUACCCCUCCCAGCAGUGGCAGUGAGCAUGAGAAAGACCAUGUGAAACUUCUAACACCAUUAUGGAAAGAUACCUCCAAGCAGAGUAACUCCACACCUCCAAAAGUUUCUGGAGAUUCUCCUGAAGAUUCUGUUCAGAAAACAGAACUUCAAAGUCCCCACCCACUGAGCAAUCUGUCUUCCUUGGAACACUCAGAAGUUGAAGAAAAUAUAUCUAAGACUGUAGACCAAGAGUCAUUGAUGAAGAGUACUAGCUUCAAACACAAACUGCAAAACUUGGAAGACGGAGACCUAUCAGAUGGCAGCUUUGCUAAGUCAAAACAGUCAAAAUUGGAAGAAGGGUCUGCUCCAGAGCCUCUCUCCUCAGUGACAGAAGAGACAGAUUUAGCAGAAGGCAUUGCUGCUCCAUCCCUAGCAGUUGUGCCAGAGAACUUGAAUGAUUCUGCUGUUAUCACAGCCCUGGAAAACUUCACUCAAGAACUGAAAAGAAAAUCUGAGCUUAGGUACAGAGGGAGUCCACUUUAUUCAAAUAAUGCAAAGCAAGCACCAGAUUGCUUAAUCCAGCUUUUAAACCAGAUACACCAAUGCAGACUGAAUAAACUAGAGAAGUUUCACAGUUUUAUUCUUCAAGAGUUGAGCAAUCUUGAGAAGGAUAUUCAGGUUCUGAAACACCUUGAGGAGGAUGUUCUGGAAUUUUGGGGGAAACAGUCUGAUGAUUUGAAAACAUUCUGUGAUCGGCAGGUGCUAAGGCUUAAUCCAGAUCAGCCUUCAUGAGGAAAGCCAAAGCCCCGUGUCACUACUGCAUUCAUGGGUCUGAGCCACCUGGAGACGAUAAAUCUGGCUUGGACCACAGAGUGGCGCUUUAGUGCUCUGGCUUCUUGAUUUUGUGAUCUCCAAAUGGGAUCCCUGAGAACUGCUGCGUCGGAAUAGAAUGGAAUAGGCUGGUAGUUUGCAGUUGUGUUAUUGUCCAUUUGUUCCCAAAGUUAACCUUCUGUAUCAAAGUGUAGCCAGAAAAUAGGAGGUUCAGGAUGUUUACCAACUUAGAGUAUUGCUUUAAAAAAAAUUUUUUUUAAGUAAAAUUGAUUUUGAGAACGG
This is a messenger RNA of Nyctereutes procyonoides (raccoon dog), 4101 nucleotides long. RefSeq names its product synaptonemal complex protein 2 like (gene SYCP2L). The transcript has 37 exons. The record is from RefSeq and is a predicted model, not a curated record. Lineage: Eukaryota; Metazoa; Chordata; Mammalia; Carnivora; Canidae. Bases 1 to 3780 code for a protein of 1259 amino acids.